AGGUCCUCUAAGGCAGCAGCCUCUUUCCUACACACGGUGUUUCUGGGAAAGAAAAACAGAACUUCGCCCAGAUGAAGAGAACCCACCUGUUUGUGGUGGCGGUCUACCUGCUGUCCUCCUGCAGGGCAGAGGAGGGGCUGAACUUCCCCACCUACGACGGCAGGGACCGCGUGGUCAGUCUAACCGAGAAGAACUUCAAGCAGGUUUUGAAGAAAUACGACUUGCUUUGCCUCUACUACCAUGAGCCCUUGUCUUCAGAUAAAGUCGCGCAGAAACAGUUCCAACUGAAAGAAAUCGUGCUGGAGCUUGUGGCCCAAGUCCUGGAACAUAAAGACAUAGGCUUUGUGAUGGUGGAUGCCAAGAAAGAAGCCAAGCUUGCCAAGAAACUGGGUUUUGAUGAAGAAGGAAGUCUGUAUGUUCUUAAGGGUGAUCGCACAAUUGAGUUUGAUGGCGAGUUUGCAGCUGAUGUCUUGGUGGAGUUUCUCUUGGACCUCAUUGAAGACCCAGUGGAGAUCAUCAACAGCAAACUGGAAGUCCAAGCCUUUGAGCGCAUUGAGGACCACAUCAAACUCAUCGGCUUUUUCAAGAGUGAGGACUCAGAGUAUUACAAGGCUUUUGAAGAGGCAGCUGAACAUUUCCAGCCGUACAUCAAAUUUUUUGCUACUUUCGACAAAGGGGUUGCAAAGAAAUUGUCCUUGAAGAUGAAUGAGGUUGACUUCUAUGAGCCAUUUAUGGACGAGCCCAUUGCCAUCCCUGACAAACCCUACACAGAAGAGGAGCUUGUGGAGUUUGUGAAGGAGCACCAAAGACCCACUCUACGUCGCUUGCGCCCAGAAGAUAUGUUUGAAACAUGGGAAGAUGAUUUGAACGGGAUCCACAUUGUGGCCUUUGCGGAGAGAAGUGAUCCAGAUGGCUAUGAGUUCCUGGAGAUCCUGAAGCAGGUUGCUCGGGACAACACGGACAACCCUGACCUGAGCAUUGUAUGGAUCGACCCAGAUGACUUUCCUCUGCUUGUUGCUUAUUGGGAAAAGACUUUCAAGAUUGACCUAUUCAAGCCACAGAUUGGAGUGGUGAAUGUUACAGAUGCUGACAGUGUCUGGAUGGAGAUUCCAGAUGGUGAUGACCUGCCCACAGCUGAGGAGCUGGAAGACUGGAUUGAGGAUGUGCUUUCUGGGAAGAUAAACACUGAGGAUGAUGACAACGAAGAUGAAGAGGAUGAAGAGGCUGACGACGACGAUGAUGAUGAUGACAAUGACAAUUCCGACGAAGAGGAUGAUGAUGACAGUGAUGACGAUGAUGACUAG
This is a messenger RNA of Mesoplodon densirostris (Blainville's beaked whale), 1304 nucleotides long. RefSeq names its product calsequestrin 2 (gene CASQ2). Bases 72 to 1304 code for a protein of 410 amino acids. Gene Ontology annotation, molecular function: calcium ion binding. The transcript is spliced from 11 exons. Gene Ontology annotation, cellular component: sarcoplasmic reticulum lumen. Gene Ontology annotation, biological process: regulation of cardiac muscle contraction by regulation of the release of sequestered calcium ion. Lineage: Eukaryota; Metazoa; Chordata; Mammalia; Artiodactyla; Ziphiidae. The record is from RefSeq and is a predicted model, not a curated record.